AAUUAAUUCUCUUUCACUUUCUCCACAAUUCAAUCCUAACUUCUACACUCAUAGCUUCUCUUAUUUUUCAGGAUUGCUCGACAGUCUCAUCAAAGUUAUUAUCAAUGGCCUCAAAUUUUUCAGCUCGUUCUUUAUUCGUGCUUCUUGUUGUUCUCUCUUUGACAAACUUCAAUUCCGCAGCCAGGUUACUUGCUGAUACCCAACAAACCCUUUUGUUCAAAUACCACAAUGGCCCUCUUCUUACGGGUAAAAUUUCCAUCAAUUUGAUUUGGUACGGUAAUUUCAAACCCUCACAGCGUGCAAUUGUCUCUGAUUUUAUUACUUCCCUUUCCUCUGUUAAGCCUACAAUAGCCCAGCCUUCUGUUUCUACAUGGUGGAAAGCAACUGAAAAAUACUACCAUCUCAUCAAAUCUAAGAAAACUUCUGAUCUUGGACUCUCUUUGGGUACCCAGAUUGUAGAUGAGAGUUACUCGCUGGGUAAAUCGCUUUCUAAUAAGCAAAUUAUUGAAUUAGCAUCAAUGGGUGGCCAAAAAGAUGCGAUCAAUGUGGUUUUGACAUCGGGAGAUGUAGCUGUUGAUGGGUUUUGCUCUAGCCGAUGUGGAACUCAUGGGUCUUCUGUUUCUACUCAAAAGAUGAUGAAUCGCAAAAACUCUAAAUUUGCUUACAUUUGGGUUGGUAAUUCAGAGACCCAAUGCCCAGGUCAAUGUGCCUGGCCAUUCCACCAGCCAAUCUAUGGACCACAGGGCUCACCUCUGGUUGCGCCAAAUAAUGACGUGGGUGUUGACGGUAUGGUGAUCAAUUUGGCUAGCCUUUUGGCUGGGACUGUGACUAACCCAUUUGGUAAUGGAUAUUAUCAAGGUCCAAAGGAAGCUCCUUUAGAGGCUGCCUCAGCUUGUCCUGGUGUUUAUGGCAAAGGAGCCUAUCCUGGUUAUGCAGGUGAUCUCUUGGUGGACUCAGGAACUGGUGCCAGCUAUAAUGCGCAUGGUAUUGAUGGCAGAAAAUACCUGCUUCCUGCUUUGUUUGACCCAUCGACCUCUACUUGUUCUACAUUAGUUUAAACAAGGAUUAUUAUAGCUUAGAUAUUUAUAGUGUUUAUUGUUAAGAUAUUUAGAAGAAAUUCUUUAAUUCUUUUGAUAUAGUAUUAUUUAUCAUUUGACGGUAAUAGCAAAUUUGAGAAAAUAAUUGUUAUCACACUA
Messenger RNA from Mercurialis annua (annual mercury), 1196 nucleotides. RefSeq names its product protein PHOSPHATE-INDUCED 1-like. The coding region runs from base 105 to 1058 and encodes 317 amino acids. The record is from RefSeq and is a predicted model, not a curated record. The transcript has a single exon. Lineage: Eukaryota; Viridiplantae; Streptophyta; Magnoliopsida; Malpighiales; Euphorbiaceae.